Molecule: messenger RNA, 2722 nt
Organism: Chelonus insularis
Lineage: Eukaryota; Metazoa; Arthropoda; Insecta; Hymenoptera; Braconidae
Gene: Sec6
Product: Exocyst complex component Sec6
Exons: 1
Coding region: 341-2587 (748 amino acids)
Biological process (GO): exocytosis; exocyst localization
Cellular component (GO): exocyst
Molecular function (GO): SNARE binding
Source: RefSeq, a predicted model, not a curated record
AGGUUUAAUGAUCACAAUGAAAUGAUAAUUUUUGAUAAACAAUUUCAAAAACAACACUAAAAGUAGUUAUAGUUAGUUGACAACAGUAAAAAUCGCUGUUGAACAGUGCAGCUGGUUGAAAAGCCACUUUUUUCUACAGUAAGUGUACACCGAAUGAAAGAUUGUUAGUGGGGAUUAAAGUUUUGCACCAAGGCAUUUUAUGCACAAUCUGACAUAAACUUCCUAGUUUAGAUAAAAUCGCUAAUAAAUAUAUGAAAUAAAUUUGAAUUAUAAAUAUAAUUUAAACUUUAUGCUGUGCAAUACAUUUUAUUAAGUUGUGGAAAUAGUCAUUAAGACAAUAAUGGACGAUUUGCAAGCUCUGGAAGAGGAGGCUAAGGCCACUGCAACAAAACACAUAAACAACAUGCUCCAAAGACCGGGGCAGUUGGAAAAAGUUGAACAAUAUAAACGGAGAAUUGGCCGUAAAAAAGCUUCGGUUGAUACAAUGUUAAAAACAGCUAUGCAAAGUCAACUUGAUGGGGUUAGGGUUGGUUUCAAUCAACUUCAAAAUACUCUUGAAAUAAUUCAGUUAGUAAAAACAGAAUUAGAUCUAAUGGGAAAAUCAUUUAGCCUAGCACUUAAAUUAAAUGAAGAUUUAAAACCAGUUCAAGAUGAAAAUAUGCGACAUUCACAAUAUGUUACUGCCAAAGAGAAUUUGAAGCAUAUUUUUACUGUUCCUGAAAGUGUUGAGAGGACAAAACAAUGGAUUAAUGAGGGGAAACUUUUACAUGCCCAUCAAUGUCUAAUGGAUUUAGAAAACUCUCGAGAUGAUUUACUUUAUGAACUCCAUAAGCCUCCUAACCAAUCAAGUCCAGAUAAAGUAAUGUUAAAAGCUUAUUUCGAAGAUGUAGAAGUUUUGUCACAGUUACUGAGAAAACAAAUAGAAUUAGUAUUGAGUAGAACUUUAAAUACUGUGAGGAAAGAACCAACCCUGAUUGUUACUGUUUUAAGAAUUAUUGAAAGAGAAGAAAAAGCUGAUCAGUUUGCUGAACUACGUUCACGGCAAAGUGAUUUUGUGCCACCGGGUCGACCUAAAAAAUGGAAAGAAAUGGCAAUGAAAAUUUUAGAAAAAUCAGUAGCUGAAAAAAUAGAAGGUACUCAGAUUGAAGAACGUGUAAAUGACAAAAUGUGGUUGGUAAGAUAUUUAGAACUUAUACGACAAAAGAUUGUUGAAGAUUUGAGAGUUGUUAAAACUCUUUGUGGUCCAUGUUUUCCACCAAAAUAUGAUAUAGUUAACAAAUUUGUAAGAAUGUAUCAUACAAGUCUAUCACAAUAUUUAAAAAAUAUUAUAGCUAAUGGUUUAGAAGGCAAUGAAUAUGUUUCAUUACUUGCUUGGGUCAUGAAUACUUAUCCUGGACCAGAAUUAAUGCAACAUCCUGAGCUGAACGUAAAUGUUGAUGAAAUUGGACCUUUAUUAAGUAAUGACAUUAUAAAUAAUCUUCAAGAAAAAUAUUUACAGAAUAUGUGUCAAAACUAUGAAGAUUGGAUGAAGAAAACAUUGGAAAAAGAAAAAAGUGAUUGGUGGAGUAAACAUUUAAUAGAAAAUAAUACUCAAGAUGUAUACUAUCAUACAUCAGCUCCUGUAAUUAUUUUUCAAAUGAUUGACCAAAAUCUUCAAGUAACAAAAACUAUCAGCACUGAUUUAACAGCUAAAGCGCUCGUAGUUUCUAUAGAACAGGUGACAAAAUAUGGAUAUAUGUAUCGGCAAGCAGUUAUUGAAUUUAAAGCUAAACACUUUGAAGAUCGAAGUCAAGUUCCUUAUUUUACUCAUCAUAUGAUUACUAUUGUUAAUAAUUGUAUACAGUUUAUAGAAUUAGCUCAACAAAUGAAACAGUUGUAUUGGGUAUCAAAUGCUAAUGAAGAUGCUGCUGUAAAAUUCGAAAAUUUAAUUGCUUCGUAUCAACAACUGCGAAAUGAAGCUGCUGCUAUUCUGUUAGAAGAGUCUUUCUUAGACCUAGAACCACAGUUCCAAGAUUUGUUGACUCCCAAGUGGUUAAAUUCUUCAAUACCUGUAGAAACAAUUUGUGUCACAUUAGAAGACUAUUUCCAAGAUUAUAAUCAUUUGAGGAUGAAAAAUUUUCAAUAUGUUAUUAAUGAAGCACAGAAUUUAAUCGCUAGACGUUAUAUUGCUGCUAUGCUGCAACGAAAAAUCUCUCUAAAAACUUAUGAAGAAUGUUUAACUUGUACAUCAAAAAUUAUGACUGAAGCUGAUAAAUUAAAAAAUUUUUUCAUCAAAAUAGCAUCAAAAAUUGGACAUUUUGACUCACCUUUUGAAGUCAUCAAACGACUUGCAGAAGUAUUGCGAUGUGAAGAUGCUGAAAUUCUAUCACUUGAUCUUCAUUCACUGGUUGAGAAGUAUCCUGAUAUGACUGAGGAUCAUCUAAUACGGUUGUUGAGUUUGAGAGGUGAUAUUCCAAAAAGUGAAGCUAAAGAAAAAGUUUUAUACACUUUAGAAGCUCAACGAAAUCGUAAACCACACCAAGCUGUUACCAAUAGUAUAUUUAAACAUAUUGUUAUUCAGGACAGUUUCCUUGGUUGGAAGCCUUGAGUUUCGAAAAAUGUAAUUAAAUGUAAAAAUAUUAUUAACAUUAUAUAGAUGAACAAAUUGAUGUAGAUGUAAACUAUUAUUAUAUUUAUGAAGAUUAAUAAUUGAUAAGAUUGAAAUGUUUAGAAAGCUACUAAU